AUGCCGCAACCACACUCUACAACCUCGCAUCUUACAACUUUCCUAAUCGUCUUCAUCUUCGUGAUCGCCCUAUUCCCAGGACUUUUCGUCAGCAUAUUCUGGGCACCUUACAAUAGUCUUGCAAACUACCUUGUACCGACACCACAACCGCGUAAAAGCGUAGUCUGCACAAGUCCAAACAUCUGCACUUCACUACCAAUCAUGUCUUGGUCACAGAAGUCCAUCACCCUGCCCAGCCGAUCGCGCGGUUCCUACCUCAUAACCGACCACAUUCUUAAAGAAGUCCCCGAGAUUAAGAACUACAAGACCGGCCUACUCAACCUCUUCGUUCAACACACAUCAUGCGCGUUGUCUCUGAAUGAAAACUACGAUUCGGAUGUGCGCGCGGAUAUGAGCACAGCGCUGGAUCGCAUUGUGCCGGAGGACAAGAAGGGACAAGGACUGUACCGACAUGAUGCAGAGGGCAGUGACGAUAUGCCUGCGCAUGUCAAGUCUGCGUUGAUCGGCGCGAGCGUUACGAUUCCAAUUACAAAUGGAAGGUUGAACACGGGUACAUGGCAAGGCAUCUGGUACCUUGAGUUUAGGGACUCGAAGCAUACUAGGAAGGUUGUUGCGACAAUCCAGGGCGAGAAGAUGUGA
Molecule: messenger RNA, 639 nt
Organism: Alternaria atra
Lineage: Eukaryota; Fungi; Ascomycota; Dothideomycetes; Pleosporales; Pleosporaceae
Exons: 2
Coding region: 1-639 (212 amino acids)
Source: RefSeq, a predicted model, not a curated record